This is a messenger RNA of Penicillium salamii, 984 nucleotides long. Lineage: Eukaryota; Fungi; Ascomycota; Eurotiomycetes; Eurotiales; Aspergillaceae. The record is from the annotation of a GenBank genome assembly.
AUGUCUCUGGGCGCGUCUGCCGAUAAUGCUGAGAGCGUCGCCGCCGGCUUUCAUACAUUCCGUGCCCCUCUUCCUGAACAUGCGGCCGAGGUGACCUCUCUGAUCGCCGACUUAUACAACAUCAGCUCAUCGCUGUCAAACCUGGAGGCUCUGAACAGAGAUCCGCGCUAUCGACGCAGCUUUCAAGUCAUCCAGUCUGACUUGUCAUUGGUACAGACGAGUCUCAAAUACACCGGCGAUGAUAUUCUGGACUUUUUCCGUGCCCUCGAUGGUGGCCAAGCCAGCUCGGCAAUUUACUUGCGCACAUGGACAGCCUUGAAUGACUUCUUUUGGGAUGAAGCGCAGUACAGCCUCGCGACUCGCUUAGCCAAGUACAAGACGUUCUUGAGAGAGCUCGGCGAGGUGGUGAAGGAUGACGGUCAAGACCCCCAUUACCUGUCGGUUCUUCGAAAUGGUAUUAAAAUAUUGUGCGAUGUACAAACAUCGCAUAUCACCGAACGUAUUCGUCGUGUGCCGCUCCAUCGAAAUCCCUCAUCCAGCGGGAGUGCCGAGCCUGUGAGCCCUAUCAGCGAUCGAAGAGCACCCCGGCGAAGGUCAUAUGAACGUACUCGCCCGGCGCACGCAUCUCCAACAUCGCCAAUGUCCCCUUCAUCGGGAACUUACUCGGAUUUCCCGCCCUCUGUGCCAGACGUUCCAGCCUCGCCAAUGACAUCGGCAACUUCAGCAACAACUGCCACCAGUCGCUCGGCAAACACCGAUUUCUCGAGAGCUCACUGGGCUCAAGCGGCGUUCAAGACGCCUAGCACAAGCACUCCCUUGCCGAGAGUAGAACAGAGCCCUGCCAUAGAUCAAGCUGUCAAGGAGAUUUAUGCCCUGAUGCGAAGGAAAUGCUCCGGGGAAGAGGAUUUGAAGAGCUUCUUGAAUUGUGAGUCGCCGAAAUCGUCCCUGCGGAGUAUGCCGCUCACCAUGAUGAAGUCGCCUUGA